Messenger RNA from Monopterus albus (swamp eel), 825 nucleotides. It is a transcript of the gene dnaaf6, whose product is annotated as dynein axonemal assembly factor 6. Bases 81 to 668 code for a protein of 195 amino acids. The transcript is spliced from 7 exons. The record is from RefSeq and is a predicted model, not a curated record. Gene Ontology annotation, molecular function: protein-folding chaperone binding; dynein intermediate chain binding. NCBI's taxonomy places the organism in Eukaryota, Metazoa, Chordata, Actinopteri, Synbranchiformes, Synbranchidae. Gene Ontology annotation, biological process: flagellated sperm motility; axonemal dynein complex assembly. Gene Ontology annotation, cellular component: cytoplasm.
UUUAUUUUCGUUUGUGACGUCACUUGUUACCAUGGCAGCCUGAAAGCCAGCCGUCUCCAGGCAACGGAAAGCGUCAACAAAUGGAGUGUCUUGGAGUAUCAUCCCUUCAGAACCUACAGGCUCUGUCUGCCUUGUUGUCAACUCAGCAGGAUGAUGAUGAUGAUGAUGAUGAAGACAGCAAAAAUGUGACAGCUUGGGCACAGUUGAACCCUGGAAACAUUGGCACCCCACCCAAAAAAGAUAAAGAAGUGUCAGGUGCUUAUGUGAAAACGAACAGCAAAGAUAUCUGGGGAGAGGAAGAAGUACCUGAGGGCAUUCAGUAUGGUGAUCUUUGUGACACACGGCCACAACCUGAGUAUGACAUACUUCUGAAGCAGAGUGUGGGGACAGAGGAUCUGUUCUUGGGCUUGAGCGGAAAGGACCCAUCUUCCAUAUGCUGUGAAGCCAUGCUGGUGAAAAUCAAACUACCAGACACUAAAGCAACAGAUGUGGUGCUGGAUGUAAAAGAAAAAUUCCUUGAUCUACGGACGCCAAAAUAUAAACUGGGUCUCCAUCUCCCACAUCCCAUCCACAGCCAGGAGGGCAAGGCUCAGUUCUUCAGUGAGAGAGAGGAACUGGAGGUGACUCUAUUGCUGAAUCGCCCCAUGGAUGUUAUCAACAUGCAAUAAGAAAGAAUGACAACAGGCCACAAGUAUUUGGAAGACACAGGACAAGUGUGACUUCAGUGAACGUUACAUAUGCUACCUUGUUUAUGGAUUAAGGAAAAACAAGGAUGAAAAAAAAAAAGGAUCCAUAAAAAGCCUGUGUGUUUCCUGAGUUUCACAU